Wasmannia auropunctata (little fire ant) is the source of this 1095-nucleotide messenger RNA. It is a transcript of the gene Irbp18, whose product is annotated as CCAAT/enhancer-binding protein gamma. Lineage: Eukaryota; Metazoa; Arthropoda; Insecta; Hymenoptera; Formicidae. The record is from RefSeq and is a predicted model, not a curated record. Bases 44 to 568 code for a protein of 174 amino acids. The transcript is spliced from 4 exons. Gene Ontology annotation, biological process: DNA-templated transcription; regulation of transcription by RNA polymerase II. Gene Ontology annotation, molecular function: DNA-binding transcription factor activity, RNA polymerase II-specific; RNA polymerase II cis-regulatory region sequence-specific DNA binding.
AUUCAUCCCACCGCGAGGCGCGAGGUAAACAAGUCGAUGACAGAUGAUUUUAUGUCCGUAUUAUCGUGCGCCGAGCAUAAUUUCGUCGCGCGUUCCACGGGAGGAACGGAACAGAAAACCGCGCGAGAACGGAAUGCAUCCGUUCGGAUUCCUCGACGAUGGUAUCACGGGCUGCACGGGAACCGAGACCGGCGAAAUCCCGAUGGCGCCGAAAAAUAAAGAAAAUAACAGCAAACGAAAAAAACAAAUGGAAGACGAGGGCGAUGAGGACUAUCGAAAGCGGCGGGAUCGGAAUAACCAGGCUGUGAAACGAUCCAGAGUGAAAAGUAAAAUGCGCACGCAACAAACCUUGGAACGAGUAAAUCAGCUGAAAACAGAAAAUGAAUUGUUGGAGGAGAAGAUUAAAAUGCUUACCAAGGAACUUGGGUUUCUGAAGGAUCUCUUUAUUGCUCAUGCAGGAGGUUCCAGUCAACACUCCAUAAACAUCCAAGAUCUAGAUCUCAAUGCUCUCCUGGCAGAAGAAAAACCCACGGAAGAUUCGCUAAAGACGACUACCACCAAGCUGUAGAUCUAUACGAACUCCACGUGAAGAAAUCAACGUGGUAUUAAAUUUGUAACGCGAGACAGAUAUUCUGGCUCGUUCGACCGAAACAGCAAGUGAACGUCUUGGAAAGAUGUUCCACUUGAAAUUCAUUGUAAAAGAUUCCAGAUGCGAAGAGCGUUUUUCGAACGCAAUCCUUUGAAGUUACAGCAUCGUCAGUGAAUUAUCACCAGCUAAAUUUACAACUUAUUAAAAAUUAAUGGAGGCGAGAGUGCGAAACGUGGUGGAACCGUCGACGAAAAUUUGCGAUAAAUUUGAGUUGAAAAUGUUCAUUUUAAUCGUUAAUCAAUAGAGAUUAAUUAAUCUUUGAUCUAAAAAUGAUGACAAAUGAAAAAAGUCACUGAUACGUACAUGUUGCAGAUAUUAGAGCAUUAUAUGGCACAAUUGUAUCUUGUGUAAUAUUCGCGCCUUUCGCGAGAUGUGACUUUACUGUGACGUACAUACGAAAAUAAUUAAAAGAAUUUUCUUUUAAAUACAUACCGAAUAAUAAAUUA